UCCUCCUCCUGUCUUCAUCCUCCUCGGAGCGUCCAGCGCCCCCGCCCCGCAAAACUAUAACUACUAACUAACUUCUUCCAAGUUCGGGAAACUCCCCGCUGCGCCGAACAUAAGACUAAGAGACGCGGCUCAGUGAGUGAAAAAUAAUGGUCCUGCUUCUCCCGAGCGGUCGAGCUCCUCCGCAUUAGAAGAGAAAUUUGCAGAAUGUUUCAUAUCAGCAGCAGGUGGUGCAGAUGGAAGUUCCGGAAUAUUCUGUCACUGGUCCUGCUGCUGGUAUGCAUACACAAAUCAGCACCGGACUGUCAGACCGACUGCAUCCAGGUGCUCACAGCUCCCGAGGGCUCCUUUUGGUCUCCCUGCUACCCAAGAGAUUACCCAAAAAACCAGGCCUGCCGCUGGACGCUACAGGCGCCCGCCGGCUUUAUCGUGCAGAUAGCCUUCCUCGACUUCGAGCUCGAAGAGGCGCUGGGGUGCAUCUACGACCGGGUCGUGGUCAGCACAGGAACCAGCGAUGUCACGUUCUGCGGUAUAACUGCCAACGGACUGACGCUAAACUCCAGCGGAAACAUCAUGGAGGUGUCGUUUAGCUCGGACUUUAGCGUUCAAAAGAGGGGAUUCAAUAUCAGUUACAGGCAAGUUGCAGUCGCUCUGAGGAAUCAGAAGGUAGCUUUGCCACAGAAUGCUGCGAAAGUCAUUCAAGUUUCCAACCAGGUUAGCAUACCGACUCUUCAGCAGUUCACAGUCUGCUUUGAGGUAGCGAGGACCACCCAGAAGAAGGGCGAAACCAUCUUCCUGUACACGGACCCAAGCGGUAACACGGUCAGCUUCGGACUGUCCAGCAGCGGUAACGUGAUGGCGCUGACCAUGGACGGUCAAGAGUGUGCCCUUAGUGCCAUACUGAGCCCGGCUAGCUUCACCGCAACCAUGAAGCUCUUCUGCCUCUCCUGGUCGAGUCUGUCCGGGAGACUCAACCUGUACGUUGACAACAAUAUCCGAGUGGCGUCGUGCGCUGCCACCACAGGGAAAACCAUCACUGGCGGCGGAACGUUCCGGCUGGGAGACAACUCUCUGAGUUUCGACGGAACCGUUUACAACUUCCGCAUGUGGAAUUACGCCAUGUCCAAAACAGAGUUCAGCACCCUCACCUGUGACGCCAUCGGCAACGUCAUCGACUGGGACAAUGCAUUCUGGAAUAUUCCUUCAGGCCUUGCUCAGACAGACAGCACGCUGAGUUGCAUAUGUUACCCAAAUUGCACCCAUUUAACAGCAGCUACGCCUUCUAGUGGUACCUCCAUACCUUAUACUCCUUCCACUGCCAUCUGUACCUCACCUGGACCGGGCUGCCCAGCUCCAUUAAUUUCCUCUACCAACACCACCAUCAUUAAUAACAUGAUUGUUACUAAUCCAAAAACAAACGUUCAGUACAAUUCCACUUCUACAACUGCUACUAGCAUGUCUCUAACCAGCAGCACAACUGUAGUUCAGCCACCCGCAUCCACAGCUAACACUGCCAUCAGCUCAUCUACUGCACUGGCAGUUUCUGGAAGCACCAUAGCUCCAACAUCCUCUGCAACUAACACAACAGCCGCAAUUAACAGCAUGCCCAAGGAGGAGGUUUUCUACAGAAUAACCUUUGUUGUAAGAGACAGCAAGGGAGUGAUGAUUGAACAGAAUGUGAAAAGCAGUGUCACUCUUUGGUUAAAUCAAACAUUUAAAAACUGGACGUACAACAUCUCUUCUGCUCUCAGUGCCCUCACCAGCACAGACUCCAGCACUCAGAUAGGGCAGCCUGCCGGUACAAGGUAUACCUUCCAGGCACUGCUUAAAAGCAGAUACACAAGCAGCACGACGCUCCAGUAUUCGGUGAUCAAAGAAAGGCUGGUGAGCAGGAACCAGACCCUGGGAGGUGGCCUGGUGCUAGAGACUGCCUCAGUCCAACCUCUCGAAAACUGUCCAGCUGAGGAAAGCCCGUUCCACUACAUCUGGCCCGAAACCCAGCCGGCCGUAACCCAGUUCCUUCCCUGCUUCCCCAACAAAGCCCAAAGUGCUUCUAGAACCUGCAACAUAUACUGGCAGAACUUCACGUCGUUCUGGAGCCUGGCUGAUGUCAGCAAUUGUACAGACAUAAAAAGCAUUGAGGUGUCUGCAGAAAAUGCUGCAGAAGUGGCCGCCACAUUGGCUGAUAUAACACACAACGAGUUGUCGACUGACGAAGUGUCGACGGUCGUGACGAAGCUAAAGGAAAUUGUCAUUGUUUCCAAGAUGAACUCAUCACUGGCUUCCACGGUGGUGAAUGUCUUCUCCAACGUGAUGACCAGCUCCGACACGGCUCUCGCUGCCUCCUCAGAAAUAGUGCUGAAAACAGUGGAAGAACUGGUGCAGAAGAUCGAGUUUGACGGACCUUCACUGAGCAUCACAUCCAGGAACCUGGCACUGGGCAUCUCCGCCUUCAACUCCAGCAGCUUCAAUGGCACAUCAUUUAGCGCCUACAUCCCCCCUAACAGCACUGAUCUCCAGAUCAAUUUUGAGUCUCAGCAGGACAACCCCCUGGCAGCCGUGACCCUCCCGGCCACCCUGCUGAGCAACGUGAGCCAGGCAGAAGCGGAGCUCAUUUCUCGAAUAAACUUCAUGUUCUUCAGGAAGACCAACCUGUUUCAGGACCAGAAGGAAAACGGUCUUUCCUUGAACAGCUACGUGGUGGCCAGCAGCGUGGGCAACCAGUCCAUACGGAACCUGCAGGAUCCGGUGCGCAUCGAGAUCGCCCACCAGGAGUACCAGCCUGUGCCAAAUCCAGUCUGUGUGUUUUGGAACUUCACCAUCAACAAUGGAAGUGGGGGCUGGAGCUCAGAGGGCUGCAACGUUGGCCAGGGCUCUGACAGCAACCGGACGGUGUGCCUCUGCAACCACCUCACCAACUUCGGGAUCCUCAUGGACAUUUCUGGAGCGGCGGCUCAGAUCGAUGCGCAGAACAAUAAAAUCCUCACCUUCAUCACGUACAUCGGCUGUGGGGUGUCGGCCAUCUGCUCUGCUGUGACCCUCCUCACGUACAUCGCCUUCGAGAAGCUGCGCCGGGACUACCCUUCCAAGAUCUUGAUGAACCUCAGCACCUCUCUGCUCUUCCUCAACAUGGUCUUCCUCAUAGACAGCUGGCUGGCUUCCUUCAACAACACGGACCUGUGCAUCUCCGUGGCAUUCUUUCUCCACUACUUCCUCCUCACCUCCUUCACCUGGAUGGGCCUGGAGUCCGUCCACAUGUACAUUGCUCUUGUCAAAGUUUUCAACACCUACAUUCGGAGGUACAUCCUGAAGUUCUGCAUCGUCGGAUGGGGGCUGCCUGCAGCAAUAGUGGUCACUGUGGUCGCUGUGGACAGAAACUCCUAUGGGAAGGAGGACUACGGCAAGGACGAGCACGGCCAGGGCUCAUCGCAGUUCUGUUGGGUGAAGAACCUAGUGGUGUUCUACGUGACGUGCGUGGGCUACUUCUCCGUCAUCUUCCUCAUGAACGUGGCCAUGUUCAUCGUGGUGAUGAUCCAGAUCUGCGGGCGCAACGGCAAGCGCAGCAACCGCACGUUGCGCGAGGAGAUGUUGCGCAGCCUGCGCAGCGUGGUCAGCCUCACCUUCCUGCUGGGAAUGACUUGGGGCUUCGCCUUCUUUGCCUGGGGCCCCGUCAACCUGGCCUUCAUGUACCUCUUUUCCAUCUUCAACUCGCUGCAAGGUUUAUUUAUAUUCAUAUUUCACUGUGCGCUGAAGGAGAACGUUCAGAAACAGUGGCAGAGGUACCUUUGCUGUGGACGAUUCCGUCUGGCAGACAACUCAGACUGGAGCAAGACGGCCACCAAUAACACCAAAAAAGUGAGCUCAGAUAACCUGGCCAAGUCCUUGUCCUCCUGCUCCUUCGGCUCCAGCGCGGCCAACUGGACAUCCAAAGCGAAAGCAACUCUGAACCCUUUCGCAAAGCGCAGCAGCAAUGCAGGUAAAGCUUCCUCCAGCCAACGCAAUUCCAAAUCCUCCCAACCGGAGGGCGAGGCCUCUUCCAUCAUUCCCGUGCACCAGGUCAUCGACAAAGUGAAGGGCUACUGCUCCGUCCAUUCAGACAACUUCUACAAGAACAUUAUCAUGUCAGACAGUUUCAGCCACAGCACCAAGUUCUAGAGUUUUCUUGUCAUCUGUUUAUUGUCAUGGUCUCGGGAGAUGGUGGACUCAUCACGAGCAAGCAUCAGAUGUGGAAAUAUGGAAAGCGCAGGCAUAUGCCGGUGCUAAAAUACACGGAAAACUGCAAAUGCACCGGCACUGCAGGGGAUGCAACCUUCCUAAAGCAUCUGGGGUUCUAAUACUGUGACGUUAAGGCCUUUUACCGAUUCAGUCGAACAAACAUGGCCUUUGUCCUUCAUUGUGAACAAAGUCGAGCAACCUCCUUCUGCAACGCCUCACUCUGUAGACACUGAAAUACCACAACGCCCAGAUUUCUCGCUCAACAUUGCUGACAAAACCCUGAUGAUCGAACUGAAACAGGGCCUCAGACUGGUGAUGUUUCCUGUAAAUCCUUCCAUAUUUGAUGCUUCUCACGUUUUUUUCAAAACGUUUUCUAGUCCUGCAUUUUCUUCAUGUCCCACAGUUUGAAACAUCUGGAAACAAUGCAGGGGACCAGAGCUUGCCAUGUCCAGCUGUAGCCAAAAGGAUUCUAAUAGAAUCCUAAUAAAAUGAUAAAAAAUUUGGACCCACAGAUUUGGCAAAGAUGGCAAAGCCACAAAGCUUCUGAAAAAAUGUUGGAUUUUUUGCCUGUUUGGCUCCUGAAGGGGAACAGUUCUGUUGUUUAGUCAUCUCCUGUUUCACCAUUUUGUUGUGAAUCAUGUGAAGUAGCUGUAAAUCACUGUCUUUCUGUUGCAUUGCAAUACACUUUCUUUGGUCACCUUACAAUUAUAUUACUGUUACUUUUCAUAUAUAUAUAUAUAUUUUUUUAAAGCUUUGGAAUGCAAAUUCUCCACUACUGAAUAACAUAAUUUUGGACAA
Molecule: messenger RNA, 5010 nt
Organism: Scleropages formosus (Asian bonytongue)
Lineage: Eukaryota; Metazoa; Chordata; Actinopteri; Osteoglossiformes; Osteoglossidae
Gene: adgrg6
Product: adhesion G protein-coupled receptor G6
Exons: 29
Coding region: 205-4152 (1315 amino acids)
Biological process (GO): adenylate cyclase-activating G protein-coupled receptor signaling pathway; cell surface receptor signaling pathway; myelination in peripheral nervous system
Cellular component (GO): plasma membrane
Molecular function (GO): laminin binding; G protein-coupled receptor activity
Source: RefSeq, a predicted model, not a curated record